CCUCAAGUACAUAAUAAUGAUAAUAUUAUAGAAUUCAUAUUAUUUCAUAUUACAAAUUACAAUUAUUAUUCUGUAGUACUAUAAUGCCCCAUUAAAUUUUGAUUGAAUUUUUUGGCAGCUUGCCACAUAUAAUUUAGUUGUUAUAUCAAGCUUUAGUAUUCUUGUAUGUGAUAAAAUUUGGGUCAUAAAUAUAUAUUUAUAAUUUAUACACAAUAUAUUUAAUUUGUGCCCUGUAGUGUUUAAUACAAUAUUACUUUCAAUCAUUGCAAAUUUGUCAUGACGUCUUUGAAGCUACUACAAGCAUUAGUCACAAAAAAUAGAUCUUUUACUAAAAUAUUACUUAAACGGGAGUAUUAUUGUCUUAUUAUAAAUCGAUUAAAUCGAUUACAGUUAAAAAAUUCCUCAGCUCAACAUCAAAUAAAAUUCAACCCUUAUGAAAACCUCAACAUUCAUAAGUCUUCUAUGUUUAAACAAUUUUCUACUUCUAAUAAUCAAGCCGAAAUAGAUUUUGAACAGGCGUGCAAUGAAACAUUAGAAUCAUUAUGUGAAUAUUUUGAACAAAUUGUGGAAGAUAAUCCACAUCUUGAAAAUCCCGACAUUUUAUUCAGUGAUGGUGUUUUAACAAUUCAAUUAGGUGAACCAUAUGGCACAUAUGUUAUUAAUCGACAGACACCAAAUAAACAAAUAUGGUUGAGUUCACCAAUAAGUGGUCCAAAACGAUAUGAUUUUAAUGGUACAAAAUGGAUUUACAAACAUGAUGGUGUUAGCUUACAUGAAUUAUUGACUUCUGAAUUGUCUAAAGAAUAUUCAUUUAAUGUAGACUUUUCUAAAUGUAUAUUUAGUGGUACUUUUAGUAAUUAGUUUUAUUUUGUUGAAUUAUUUAUGAUAAUAUGAAUCUUAGAUUAUGUUGUUAAAAUUAAAGAUACAAUUUUAUUUAUACAGUUUAUCAAGGGUUUUAAAUAUUGAAUACUUGAUCAGAUCCAUGAUUUUGAAGAGUAUACCGAGUAUAGAUAUGAAUAGGUACCCAUAAUUGUUAUUUUUAUUUAUUUUACUGUACAUAAAGUUUAAAAUUGGAAUUUUGCUGAAUUUAAGUACUUUUUAUAUGUACUCUUAUUUGUCAUUAAACCUAAAAUUAUUUAUUUUAUAAUGUAUAUGGAAUAAACCCUUUGAUUUAAC
This is a messenger RNA of Aphis gossypii (cotton aphid), 1176 nucleotides long. It is a transcript of the gene fh, whose product is annotated as frataxin, mitochondrial. The record is from RefSeq and is a predicted model, not a curated record. Gene Ontology annotation, biological process: iron incorporation into metallo-sulfur cluster; intracellular iron ion homeostasis. Bases 277 to 861 code for a protein of 194 amino acids. Gene Ontology annotation, molecular function: ferroxidase activity; ferric iron binding; ferrous iron binding. Lineage: Eukaryota; Metazoa; Arthropoda; Insecta; Hemiptera; Aphididae. The transcript has 3 exons. Gene Ontology annotation, cellular component: mitochondrion.